AAUGGAGAAGACGUUUUGUGUUACAAGAAAAGUUGAACCGAGAGAGAAUGCUGCUAAGACUAAUUCUGAAGUUAGCGAUUUCUGGGGUACAAAUCCAAGGAACAUGACAGAUACUUUCUUUUUGAUACUGAUGACACUUUUCCUUAUUGUGCUGUGUGUUUUUCUUGGUUAUUGCAUACUUUACGGUGAUAUAUUCCGAAUAAUCAAUGGCUAUGACAAUUGCGGUAAUAUAUGCGGCAGAAAAACCAUAUCGAUCCAAAGCAAUAAUACUGGAAAUUGUUCUAGAUCCAACGAGGAUAGUCCGUUUCACCUAGUGCUCAAAAGGAAUGAUAGCAACAUAAAGGACAGAUACUGCGUCAAAAAUUGUUCAUUUUUUGCUGGAUACCGUCCAUUUCUCAAUAGAUGUGUUCCGAAUGCCACACAUAAAAUCGUAGAUAAGAUCAUCUCCAAGACUGGAAUCAGCAACUUCUUCCAGGAAGUUUCAGAAGAUUUUCAUCUUUGCUAUAAAGAAGUUGUCUAUCUCUUCCUCAUAUCUUUGUUUAUAUCAACAGUACUGCUAGUUGCGUUCAGAUACUUGGUAGGAUAUGUGGUUUGGGGAUUGUUAAUUGGAGUAGUAGUAAUUUGUCUUGCUGCAACAGUUUGGUUAUGGAUAAUCUGGACGAAUUUGAAAAAUGAUCAAGAUGAUAUUCAGACUGAUCUUCUUCCUGUAGUUGAGAGCAGAAAAAAGGACACACACCUAGCUUUCGCUAUAGCUUCUACAGUGAUUACUGCUUUAGUUCUUCUGGUCAUUCUAGUGUUGAGGAAAAGAGUACAAAUAGUGGUGCAACUGUUCAAAGAGUCGGGAAAAGCAGUUGCAGCUAUGCCAGCACUGAUUGUUCUGCCUGUUUUAACAUUUAUCUGCCUUGCCAUUGUGAUUGCCCUCUGGUUUUUCUUCAGCUUAUGGGUGGAGAGUGCUGGGAUUUUGACUGAAGUAGGCAGCGGCGUAUUUCAUUACGAAAAAAAUAUUUGGAUGAAGAUAACCAGGUGGCAGAAUCUGUUUGCCAUGCUCUGGAUGAGCCAGUUUCUUGUAGGAUGCCAACACAUGGUCAUAGCUGGCGCUGUGUCUUCUUGGUAUUUCACCAGGGAUAAGACCAGGCUGGGUUGGCCUAUAUAUCGCAGCAUCCAAAACCUGAUCCGAUACCACUUGGGGUCUGUAGCAUUGGGCUCUUUGGUGAUCGCAGUAGUGCAGUUUAUCAGGAUAAUACUGAAAUUUAUCGAAGCAAAGUUGAAGGGCCGCGAAGGUUCUUGCGCAAGGAGUGUACUGAGAUGCUGCCAAUGUUGCCUCUACUGUUUCGAAAAAAUCCUCAAAUAUUUGACCAGAAACGCCUACAUAGAAGUUGCCGCCUAUGGUUAUUCUUUCUGCAAGGGUGGUAGACAAGCGUUUCGUCUACUGGUAGCGAAUGCUUUGAGAGUGGCGGCCAUCAACUCAAUAGGAGAUAUCACAUUGUUCUUGGGGAAGGUUGUUACCGUGAUAGUCACAGUUUUUACAGGCAUGAAAAUGUUAGAGAACAAAGAAGGACUCCAGCACAUGUGGGUACCUUUAACUUUGGCUGGAUUAUUUGCUUACUUCGUCUCCCACUGCUUCCUGACAGUAUACGAGAUGAUUAUCGACACGAUCUUCCUAUGCUUCUGUGAAGAUUGCGAAAAGAACGAUGGAAUCGGACGUCCGUAUUACAUGUCAAGAGGACUUAUGUCGUUCGUUGAAAACUCCAAGAAAAUCAUUGAACUUCACGAGAGUAGGAGGUCUCUGACCAAUGUCAAUACUCAAGUUUCGCCAAACAACGAAUCAAAAGGUGGGGGAGACCGGAAAUCAUAGAAAAUUCCAUGUUUUAUCGUAUGCUACGCUCGCUCAUUCUUUUUAUAAAAUAUUUUACCUACUUCUAUCAAAUAUAUGAAUUUUAUGAU
Molecule: messenger RNA, 1944 nt
Organism: Coccinella septempunctata (seven-spotted ladybird)
Lineage: Eukaryota; Metazoa; Arthropoda; Insecta; Coleoptera; Coccinellidae
Product: choline transporter-like protein 1
Exons: 13
Coding region: 2-1855 (617 amino acids)
Biological process (GO): transmembrane transport
Cellular component (GO): membrane
Molecular function (GO): transmembrane transporter activity
Source: RefSeq, a predicted model, not a curated record